This is a messenger RNA of Pipistrellus nathusii (Nathusius's pipistrelle), 2157 nucleotides long. Lineage: Eukaryota; Metazoa; Chordata; Mammalia; Chiroptera; Vespertilionidae. The record is from the annotation of a GenBank genome assembly.
AUGGCGUGCAGCAGUGGGAAGGUCACCAUCCAGCUGGUGGACGAGGAGGCAGAACCUGGAGCCCAGGGCCCGAAGCUUUUUAGAGGCCAGAGCUACGAGGCAAUCCAAGCAGCCUGCCUGGGUGCGGGGAUCCUGUUCCGAGAUCCCUACUUCCCCGCUGGCCCUGAUGCCCUUGGCUAUGACCAGCUGGGGCCGGACUCAGAGAAGGCCAAAGGAGUGGAAUGGAUGAGGCCCCAUGAGUUCUGUGCUGAGCCCCAGUUCAUCUGUGAGGACAUGAGCCGGACAGACGUUUGCCAGGGGAAACUGGGUAACUGUUGGUUUCUCGCUGCCGCCGCCUCCCUCACUCUGCACCCCAGACUCUUGUGCCGAGUGGUGCCCCCUGGACAGGGUUUCCGGGACCACUAUGCUGGCGUCUUCCACUUCCAGCUCUGGCAGUUCGGCUGCUGGGUGGACGUCGUGGUGGACGACAGGCUGCCCGUGCGCGAGGGGAAGCUGAUGUUUGUGCGCUCGGAGCAACGGAACGAGUUCUGGGCCCCCCUUCUGGAGAAGGCCUAUGCUAAGCUCCACGGCUCCUAUGAGGCGAUGCGAGGCGGCCACAUGAACGAGGCUUUCGUGGACUUCACAGGUGGUGUGGGCGAGGUGCUCUACCUGAGACAAGACAUUGCGGGCCUCUUCUCGGCCCUGCGCCACGCCCUGGCCAAGGAGUCCCUCGUGGGGGCCACUGCAGUGAGCACUCAGGGCGAGUACCGUACAGAAGACGGGCUGGUGAAGGGACAUGCAUAUUCUGUCACGGGUACGCACAAGAUGUCCCUGGGCUUCACCAAGGUGCGGCUGCUGCGGCUGCGGAACCCCUGGGGCCGUGUGGAGUGGACCGGGCCCUGGAGCGACAGCUGCCCACGCUGGGACGUGCUGCCCCCUGAGUGGCGAGAUGCCCUGCUGGUGAAGAAGGAGGACGGUGAGUUCUGGAUGGAGCUGCAGGACUUCCUCUGCCACUUCAACACCGUCCAGAUCUGCUCGCUGAGCCCGGAGGUGCUGGGCCCCAGCCCAGCGGGAGGCGGCUGGCACACUCACAUCUUCCAAGGCCGCUGGGUGCGAGGCUUCAACUCCGGCGGGAGCCAGCCAGCCGCCGAAACCUUCUGGACCAACCCCCAGUUCCGGCUGACACUGCUGGAGCCAGAUGAGGAGGAUGAGGAUGAGGACGGGCCCUGGGGGGGUUGGGGGGCAGCGUGGGCCCGGGGCCCUGCCCGCGGCGGCCGAGUCCCCAAGUGCACUGUCCUCCUGUCACUCAUCCAGCGCAACCGGCGGUGCCUGAGGGCCCAGGGUCUCACGUACCUCACUGUGGGCUUCCACGUGUUCCAGAUCCCAGAGGAGCUGCUGGGCCUCUGGGACUCCCCGCACAGCCGCGCGCUCCUGCGGGGGCUGCUGUGCGCCGACCGCUCGCGCUUCUGCGCCCGCCGCGACGUGAGCCGCCGCUGCCGCCUGUUCCCCGGCCACUACCUGGUGGUGCCGAGCGCCGCCCGCGCGGGCGACGAGGCCGACUUCACGCUGCGCGUCUUCUCGGAGCGCCGCCACGCCGCCGUGGAGAUAGACGACGUGAUCAGCGCUGAUUUGCACGCUCUCAUGGCCCCCGACAUUCCCCUGGACCUGGGGUUGAAGCAGCUGUUUCAGGAGCUGGCAGGAGAGGAGGAAGAGCUCAGUGCCUCUCAGCUCCAGACCGUAUUAAGCAUUGCCCUGGAGCCUGCCAGGGCCCACAGCUGGACCCCCAGGGAGAUCGGCCUCAGGACCUGUGAGCAGCUGCUGCAGUGCUUCGGGCACGGCAGAGGCCUGACCCUGCACCACUUCCAGCAGCUCUGGGGCCACCUCCAGGAGUGGCAGGCCAUAUUCGAUAAGUUCGACCAGGACGCCUCUGACACCAUGAACUCCCAUGAGCUGAGGCUGGCACUGAACGCUGCAGGCUUCCACCUCAACAACCAGCUGACCCAGGCCCUUACCAGCCGCUACCGGGACAGCCGUCUGCAUGUGGACUUCGAGCGCUUCGUGUCCUGUGUGGCCCAGCUUACCCGCAUCUUCUGCCACUGUAGACAGCACCUGGAUGGGGGCGAGGGAGUCAUCUGCCUGAGCCGUCAACAGUGGAUGGAGAUGGCCAACUUCUCCUAG